This is a messenger RNA of Portunus trituberculatus (swimming crab), 1872 nucleotides long. Its product is annotated as translocator protein-like. The transcript has 4 exons. The coding region runs from base 194 to 775 and encodes 193 amino acids. Gene Ontology annotation, cellular component: mitochondrial outer membrane. NCBI's taxonomy places the organism in Eukaryota, Metazoa, Arthropoda, Malacostraca, Decapoda, Portunidae. The record is from RefSeq and is a predicted model, not a curated record.
CAAUAUUUCUAACACCAGAGGUCAGGGAAGGCUAAAAUUAAAGGAGGUUGCUUAACGGUACAAACUUUCUCCCGCGAGGGGGGAUGGAGAACAACAUCAACGAAAGCAUCUCAUAACAACACAGGAAAAAGGGAAAGUAGGAGAUACAAGGGAACUGCUGGUUCAUAUCGUUUAUCUUCAUUUUGCGUCCAGUAUGGCAUGGCUGACACUUUUGUAUGCAAUCGUACUGCCUAACAUUGGAGGAAUUGCCAAUGCAUUUGUGAUAAAAGAACAUGUUCGGGAAUGGUACAACAAGAAAAUCAAGAAGCCUUCAUGGCGACCUCCUAAUAAAGCUUUUGGACCAGUGUGGACAUUACUGUACUGCCUGAUGGGUUAUGCAUCAUACAGAGUUUGGGUAACACUGGAUGAGCCAAAUGUUAUGUCACUAACAACUCUGCCCACUCCACUGAAACUGUUUUUGCUACAGCUAUUCUUGAACUGGAUUUGGACUCCAAUAUUCUUUGUGUAUAAACAUCUUACUCUGGCUUUGUUUGAGAUCCUGCUUCUGGACGCUUCCGUUGCCAUGACAAUGUUUGCCUUCUGGAAGGAGGAUGUCUUGGCAGGGCUGCUGUUGAUUCCCUACAUGGCCUGGCUUGCCCUGGCCACUGCUCUCACUACUUCAAUAUGGAUAUCAAACCCAGGUUGGCGCUUUGGACAAGAUUCUAAAAAAAAAAGUAGCUACAGUUUUGUCAUAGAAAGAAAAUGUAAACCCCAAAUUGCUAAAAAAUUACUGUAGUUUUCGCAUUUUAUGAAAAGUACAAAAUUAACUAAGAAUAUGUCAUAAAACAAAAUUAUGUUAUUUAUCUAAGUCUGAAACCUGUAAGUUUUUAAGAAGUGGAUUUGUUAGUCUCAGACAUUUGAUGUCAAAUUUUCUCUCAAAACAUAUUCAGAAGUUUAAGCAAUAAUGAGGCCAUUCUAAUCUAAUUUUAGGAGAAUUGCUUAAGGAGACUCACUGAGACAGUGUAAAAAACCAGUAAAGGCAUACACACAAUAUAUAUAUAUAUAUAUAUAUAUAUAUAUAUAUAUAUAUAUAUAUAUAUAUAUAUAUAUAUAUAUAUAUAUAUAUAUAGAAAACUAUGCUUUUGAUAAAUCAGUGUGAAUUUAAGAAACUUAUGCAUCAGGAUUUUGUGAGGAGGUUAACAUUUGGACUGAUUUUCUUUCACUCCAAGCAAUUCCUUAACUUCAACCCUUGUCCUGAUUCACAAUGUCAGUGCACAAACCUGACACUGAUUCAUAAGUACAACUAACAAAUUUCAAUGCACUUUGCCAGAGAAAUGUAUAUGUUUAUUAUGCAAUGGGAGCUUCCAAGAAUGACAGUUUGCUUUAUAUUAUGUUGGGAAGGGUAUGCUUGAACCAAAAAUAAUAGUUAUAUAUGACUAUUUCCACAUGGUUAUCAUUCACAGUACAAGAGAGAGAGAGAGAGAGAGAGAGAGAGGAAAUACAGCCUAGAAAAGACAAAGAUAAUCUAAUCUUUUUUUUGCUGUAUGUAAAUAUUUUUUUUGUGUUGUUAAGGUUGAAGGGUGAUCAUAGCAGAAAAAGUGUCAAGAUAUACCAAUACAUACACGUACUUAACCAUCAAGUGACUAUUUGUAUAAUGGUUGUGUAAGCCUAGAAUUAGGGAAACUGAAAUAGUUGGGUUUUGUGUGAUGUAUCUUUUUUUAUACUUAAAUCUCAUUAACAUGCAUAUGGUCAUAAAGGAAGGUUAGGUGACAUUUACCAAUAUCUUUGCAAUGAGAGCAAUAAAGCUUGGUGAGGGCACUGUAUGGUGUUCAAUGGGACUUGAUAUGAGUGUUUGAUUUAUUAUAUGCAUUUUAAGUAAAUAUGUGAUUUUAA